Messenger RNA from Monosiga brevicollis MX1, 1535 nucleotides. RefSeq lists its product as uncharacterized. The transcript has a single exon. NCBI's taxonomy places the organism in Eukaryota, Choanoflagellata, Craspedida, Salpingoecidae. The record is from RefSeq and is a predicted model, not a curated record. Bases 129 to 1535 code for a protein of 468 amino acids.
GACAAGGCGCGUCUGCUGCGUCGCCGUCAGUUUGUGAACAACGGGCCUCUUCGGCUUGCUGUCUUUCCUUUUGGUUUGAUAUUGUUUGGAUUUGGGUCAGCGGUUGGCCUGCCGUGGCACCGAACAGCAUGAUGAAUCCAUGGGCAGCCACCAAGAUUCUCAACUCGGCCUCCACCUCAGCUGGCAGCUCGCGCAAAGGGUCGGAGGAGGAGGAGAACGGCUCGGAUGUAGCCGCCUCACCCUCGGCCUCCCCCAAGCGGCUCCUGCAUCCGGCGCGGAUGGCGCGCAGCCACGUCGCGCGUACAACUCAUCACAAGCUUUCUCAACAAUCGCAGCAGUCGCCUGCCGAUUUGUCUGGUAUGUUGGCCUCCCCACAAGGUCCCUCGCCCUUGCUUCUCGCCCACGACCAGGAGCGCCGAGCCAUGUUGGACUUGCAAGAUGAUAGCUGCUCCGAGCCAGAGACACCCGACGAGCCGCUCUCGUCCAGCACACUGCAAACACCUUUCCCGUUUCCCACCACCAUGCGAAAUGGCCGCCGCUCCCCCGUGAAACACGGGCUCAAGUCAGAUGAUGAGACAGAAGGCGAGGACGUCUCCAACCAACCCGAUUCGAUUGUCGCCAAUGUGCGGCGUAUCCGUGUGCGAGUCGCAGCUCGGCGUCAACGCUUGCAAAACCGCCACCCGACAGCAGAGAGCAGCGAUGAGGAUGAGCCGGAGGCAUUUGAUGCCAAGUCCUCUCAAUCGGGGCUCCCUGUGCCACGCUUUCUUUGCCCCCGAGCCACGUCCAACCCUGCUCUUCUCAGUCCCAUCGCGCGGUCCCACUCCAAGCGCGCUCCGCAGGCAUGUGGGCGUACCACGCUCAAGCGUGCUUCGGUGCAGUGCUUGCGCGAAGCAACCUCGACCCAACUGCAGGCGUUAAUCUCUCAUGACGAGGCAGAUGAGGAUACCGACCUCGAGCCGACUCAAACUGACUCCACUGACCAGAAUAUUCAGUUUCACCGCCUGGACCAGACGCACACGGCCACGGUCGCCAUGUCCAACCCUGAUGAACUGGAUCCGAGUCUGAACAACAACCGUCUCAUGUCCAUGGACCUUUCUUCCGCCUCGAGUCAAUCCCCAGCCCCGGCCGAAUCGCUUGGCAGCUGGCCGGAAUCCUCGACACUGGCCCAGCUCAUGAGCGUGUCUGCUGGUACCGUAGCCGAGGAUAAGCCCUAUGGGUCUUCGGCGGUGGCUGUGUUGCGCCCGUGCUUGAAGCGAGCCUCCCAGGAUACGCCCACUUCAUCGGCCUCUCCCUCACGCCCGGCCAGUCCACCCGAGACAUCCAAGACUUCGAAUGCGCACAGUCUGCGCGAAUGGAUGACGCUCGCGCAGAUGGCCAGCCUUUCAACCUCGAUGCGAUCAACGCUUCAGGCGGGUUCCACCUCGACCCCCGUUCCCUCUGACAAUCAACCAGCUGAUCCCGUUGCGAAUCGCCGCGCAACCAUGGGUGUGCGUGUUGCCCGUCUGACGGGUGGCAUCCGCUCUAGCCUGCUGUGA